Messenger RNA from Lampris incognitus (smalleye Pacific opah), 1568 nucleotides. Its product is annotated as putative monooxygenase p33MONOX. The transcript is spliced from 9 exons. Gene Ontology annotation, cellular component: cytoplasm. Bases 288 to 1247 code for a protein of 319 amino acids. Lineage: Eukaryota; Metazoa; Chordata; Actinopteri; Lampriformes; Lampridae. The record is from RefSeq and is a predicted model, not a curated record.
CUAGCGGAAACGUUACCGGACACAAUGGCCAGUCGGUUUAACUGCUGUCGUACUGUUUAUCCGGUUGAAUUUGGAGUUGACGGCAGUCUCUUUAAUCACCCCGAAUCCACCAUCACACCAGCUGCUUUCUUAACCAGACUGCCUAUCCACAAUGCGUUGCCAAAGGAUUUGUGUUUUUGAGACAGACCGACAUAGCCUGUUGUAGCAGCAACUUCAACCGGCAGUCCGCAGGGAGAAAGUCCUGACUUCCUUUCCCACUUUGUAGUUGUUCACAGCUUAAGGGAGCUAUGUCUCGUUCUGGGGAUUUGCCUGCCAUAGAAGGUUCUGGUAUGGGGAUGAUGAACCUGCCCACUGGGAUGACCCGACGAGCCCUCAGCUAUGACGACAACCUUGAGGCUCCCAUGUCCACACCCCCUCAUGACAUCAGCAUUAACAAACUAUGGAGACAACCAAUCAUACCUGAGAGGAAGUUCACCCACCUUGCAGAGGAUGAUGAAAGUGGGGCCAUGAGCCAGGCCUCUGCACCAGAUAAUGCCCCCUCUAGGUCACCGGGGGUAGUGAAGGCAAAGGCUUCCUCUGUCAUCAUGAACUCUCUAAUCACCAUAGAGCAGACCCAGGACAGCAUGUACAGCUUUGAACAAAAGGCUGGGCUCACUGAUACCAGCUACACACCGCACAAGGGACUCACUGCCGAAGAGACACGCUACCACCACCGUAUACCUGAAUCGUUCCAAAAACUGAAGAUCCAGAGCGUCAAUGUCCAAGAGGAGAAGCUCCCAUCCUCUGCACAGUCCACCCCCUCUACUACCCCCCACAGCUCCCCAAAGCAAAAACGCAGGAGCUGGUUUGGCAGCACAGGAUCAGAGUUGAGUAUCGGCUCCAAUACCAGUUUGGACCUGGGAGGAGGAGCAGCCACAGUAGGUUCGGAUGGAAAUGCAGGAGGUGGGAUGGUUGAGCGGUGGAGCUUGUUCGGGCAGCGACCUGUCGUCCAGAAGACGACAUCUGACCUGGGAUCUGACCCCACAAACACAACUGGCUUUGCACUGCAGGCUUAUCGUGGUGCCCAGAAGCCCACCCCCAUGGAGGUGAUGAAGGCCCAGGCCUCACGAUUGGCCGAUGACAGUGCCACACAGAAGGUAGCCCCACCCAAGAUGGAGAUCCCCACAGUGGAGGGACAGCGGAAGGGGCCGGGGCAACACAAGCUUAAACAUCGAGACAUGAACAUUCUCACUCCGUCCGGCUUCUAGAAACGACCUUACCUCUCUGGGCAGCAUUCCCCAAGCAACCUCCUACCAAUUUCAGUGUCAUUCCGUUUCAAACACUGCAUUGAUCCCAUUGCAGAAUCACUUUGCCAUUUGGCUAACUAAGGUGCAUUCUUAAGUUGGCUAACGCCGAAUUAAGAAUUCAGCUUUUUCCCUGUCUAAAAGGAAACAGUCAGUAUUUUCAGGAUCUGUGUGUGUGUGUGUGUGUGUGUGUGUGUGUGUGUGUGUGUGUGUGUACAUAUCUAUAUAUAUGUAUAUGUGUGUGUGUAUAUAUAUAUAUAUAUAUAUAUAUAUAUAUAUAUAUAU